Molecule: messenger RNA, 1008 nt
Organism: Pleurotus ostreatus (oyster mushroom)
Lineage: Eukaryota; Fungi; Basidiomycota; Agaricomycetes; Agaricales; Pleurotaceae
Exons: 12
Coding region: 1-1008 (335 amino acids)
Source: RefSeq, a predicted model, not a curated record
AUGAGCGCCAAUGGCAUGCUUGAGAAAGUCCUUGCUCCCCUCCUCGUAGGAAAUUGGAUCAACAGCUUCCUAUUCAUGUGGGAGAUACUACAAGUGAUCUCUUACUUCAAGCAUUACGAGGACCCCAUCUUCCUCAGACUUGUCGUCAUUACUGCCUUCACGGUUGAUACCUGGAGUACAAUCAACAGUUUUAUUAUGGUGUACUUGUAUCACGUCACACAUUGGGGUUCAAUCACAUACAUUCUGAUUCAACAUUGGCCCCUCCCUGUCAGUGUUCUGACCGUCAGCAUCACGACUAGUAUCGUACAGGCCUUCUUGAUCUACCGAUAUUACGGGAUAUCGAAGAGAUGGACAUUCACCGUCUUCCUGAUCAUCGUGUUGCUGGGUUCGAUCACAGGCGGCAUAGGAACAACAAUCGGGCUGUUCCAGUUCGUACCAUUUGGUAUCUCGCAGACGGCCAACAACUUCAUUAAGCUUUGGCUGACAGCGACUUCUGCGUGUGGCAUUUUCGUUGCCGGAGGUCUGGUCUACGAAUUGAGCAGGGUCAGGACGGCCUUCAAGUCGACGCGAGUUCUCGUACGACGACUUGUCUUCAACGCCAUUCAGGCGGGAUUGGCUCCCGCGAUUGUCUGCACCAUCACCUUGGGUGUAUACCUCCAUGACCCUCUAAGCAACGUGGGAAUGGGCAUCGUAUUGUGUGCAGGGCGGAUAUACUCUCUCACCAUGUUAUGGAAUCUGAACAUGCGACGCCGCAAUAAGGCCACAACAAGUAGCGGCCAGACACCCGGAGCACCUGGGGAUCUAUCCGACUCGCUGCAAUUGACAGGCAUUCACAUUCACCGCACUGCCAUUGUCCAAAUCGACGAAAACAAAGUAACGCAGACGAAAUCGUAUGACGACAGUAGCAAUAGCCCUCGAGAAGGCAAUGACGAUAUAGAGAAGAGAGAAGCAAGUUACGAAGCCCCACAGCUUGAGUCACGAAUUCUGUUCCCACCACCGUCAUCAUAG